Molecule: messenger RNA, 1137 nt
Organism: Candida tropicalis MYA-3404
Lineage: Eukaryota; Fungi; Ascomycota; Pichiomycetes; Serinales; Debaryomycetaceae
Product: deoxyhypusine synthase
Exons: 1
Coding region: 1-1137 (378 amino acids)
Biological process (GO): peptidyl-hypusine biosynthetic process
Cellular component (GO): cytoplasm
Molecular function (GO): deoxyhypusine synthase activity
Source: RefSeq, a predicted model, not a curated record
AUGAGUACCAGUGGUAAAUUACCAGGAUUAGCAUCCGAUGCUGUUUUGAAACAUUCUAUUCCAGUUCCAGAUGAUUUCGAAGAAGUUAAAGGUAUAGAUUAUUCCAAAGAUAAUGCUUAUAAUAUGAAAGCUAAAGAUUUGAUUCAAUCUAUGUCAACUAUGGGAUUUCAAGCUUCCUCAUUAUCUAAAGCUUGUAAAAUUAUUGAUGAAAUGAGAACAUGGAAAGGUAAACAUAAAGAUGAAUUAGAAGAACAUGAAAGAACUGGGGAAUUUGAUGAUGAUGGAUAUCAAAGAACUACUGUUUUUAUGGGUUAUACUUCUAAUUUGAUUUCUUCUGGUUUAAGAGAUACUUUACGUUAUUUGGUUCAACAUAAAAUGGUUAGUGCUAUUGUUGCCACUGCUGGUGGUAUUGAAGAAGAUUUAAUUAAAGUCUUAGCUCCUACUUAUAUGGGUGAAUUUAGUUUACCAGGUAAAGGAUUAAGAGAUCAAGGUAUGAAUAGAAUUGGUAAUUUAUUGGUUCCAAAUGAUAACUAUUGUAAAUUUGAAGAAUGGAUUGUUCCAAUUUUAGAUAAAUGUUUAGAAGAACAACAAGAAGCUAUGAAGAAAUUAGGUUCAGACGGAUUAAAUGCUGAUUCUGACGCUAUUUGGACUCCAUCUAAAUUGAUUGAUCGUUUAGGUAAAGAAAUUAAUGAUGAAUCUUCUGUCUUGUAUUGGGCUCAUAAAAACAAAAUUCCAGUUUUCUGUCCUGCUAUUACUGAUGGUUCUAUUGGUGAUAUGCUUUUCUUCCAUACUUUCAAAGCUUCUCCAGAACAAUUGAGAUUGGAUAUUGUUGCUGAUAUCAGAAAGAUCAACUCCAUGUCAAUGGCAGCUUCUAAAGCAGGUAUGAUUAUCUUGGGUGGUGGUUUGAUUAAACAUCACAUUUGUAAUGCUUGUUUAAUGAGAAAUGGUGCUGAUUAUGCUGUUUAUAUCAACACUGGUCAAGAAUUUGAUGGUUCUGAUGCUGGUGCCAGACCAGAUGAAGCUGUUUCUUGGGGUAAGAUUAAAGCUGAAGCUCACUCAGUUAAAGUCUAUGCAGAUGUCAGUUUGGUGUUCCCAUUGAUUGUUGCCGCUACUUUUGCUAGUGAAAAACCAAAUUAG